AUGCCCACUGCCAUGAAGCGCAAGUCGCCAUCGCCAUCGGCAGCCUACAGCGAGACGAGCAGCACUUCUCCUCAAGGCGACGAUGCUCCCGGAAGCCCAAUUCGCAGCUCUGGCAGCGCCAAGCGUGUAAAACAAAACAAAGGUGGCAUGCCAUCGGAGGGAAAUGCCAAGACUGCUUGGACGGCCGCUGAGGACAAGGUCUUUAUUGACAUGAUGCUAGCCUCCUACAAACCAGACUUUCCUGUCGUCGCAAAACAGCUCGGCGAGAUUCGAACAAGUCAAGGGUUGCCACCGAGGGCAUUGAAGCAGGUCUAUGCUCGCAACGAACGCAUCAAGGUCAUGGUCCGCAAGAUGUUUGAAGGAUCUCGAUAG
Ceraceosorus guamensis is the source of this 372-nucleotide messenger RNA. RefSeq lists its product as hypothetical. The coding region runs from base 1 to 372 and encodes 123 amino acids. Lineage: Eukaryota; Fungi; Basidiomycota; Exobasidiomycetes; Ceraceosorales; Ceraceosoraceae. The record is from RefSeq and is a predicted model, not a curated record. The transcript has 4 exons.